This is a messenger RNA of Spirodela intermedia, 1339 nucleotides long. The record is from the annotation of a GenBank genome assembly. Lineage: Eukaryota; Viridiplantae; Streptophyta; Magnoliopsida; Alismatales; Araceae.
AUGAGCACUAGCACGCUGAGUAUAUCGAAGACGGACAUGCUCGAUGGGGGGACGUGGAAGUGCCCCACCAUCGUGUUCAUCCUGUCCCCCUGCUCCACGAAGAGGGAGGCCAUCUGGGUGAACACCACCGAGUACAUGAUGGUGCAGACCCAGAUGGGGAGGAGCUUGAGCACGCAUUUCACUUCUUCCACCUGGGUGAUCGUGCAGAGCCUCCAUCGAUUCUCCCCCACUCCGCUCCCCUGGCAGUCCUCGGGGGUCAACGUCGCCGCCUUGUCCAAGAACCUGAAAAAUGAAAAUACUCCAUCAGACGGCGAUGGCCAAGUCCAAGCUCUCUGUCUCUGUCUCUGUCUCUCUGUCUCUCUCUCUCGCCCGGUCGCUCUAUUUUACAGGUUCAGCAGGUAAUCGUCACCUGAAAUCUUGGCUGUGGAGGAUCUUCCUGCUCCCUGCGAUGGCAGACUGCUUCCCUUCGAGCUCGUACAGCUCCGCCCCCUCGCGGGGAGGCACGACGUCCCACUUCCUCGCGGCGGCGACGAACACCUGAGAGAUACGGUUCAGGGGGUUGCCGCAGGGCUUGAAGUGCCUGUACCGCCGCCGCCCCGAGUAGAAGAGCAGCAGGGCGGCGAUGGCGGAACCCGCCGCUGCCCAGAAUCCCGUCGUCCACUUUCCCUCGUCCUCGUAGUAAGCGAGAAUGGUGUUGGACAGCAAGGAGCCCCCGUUUAGGGCGAAGUAGAAGUAGGUGAAGAAGAUGACUUUGGAGUGCUCCUCGACGGGAUCAUUAUCGUCGAAUUGGUCCGGUCCAAACGUGGCGAUGGCCGGCUGGUAACCUCCAUUUCCGAAGGCGAUCAGAUAGAUCGACAUGUAGAAGAGCGAAGUUCCGAAGACCGUCGCGGGUUGACACUCCAGCUUCCCGUCUCCGCAGUCGGCUGGGUUGACCAGAAUGAACCACGACGACAGAGACAAGAGCACCAGCCCCUGUCAGUUCAACAUAGAGAACUCACAGAUCACGACCACCCAAGUCAACGUUCCCAAGAGCCAGAGGUGAGAAAUAGUACCAGGAUGAAGAUGAUCUGAAAGACGGCGCAGGUCAGAUACCGCCCCCAAUACGAGUCGCUCAUGAAUGCGCCUAUCAGGGAGAAGAUGUAGACCGUGCCCGUCCACUUGCUGACGUUGUUCGCAGCCUCGGCGAUGUCUUGGUGAAGAACCCGAGUCAAGAACAGCACCAGAUUCACCCCCACCCCGAAGAAUGCGAGUGUCGCCAGACCUUGAUUCGCUGUGUUUUUUUCAGACGAACAACAUACACCACAGAAAUCGAGUAAGAACCGAAACAAAAGAGAAAUAG